Molecule: messenger RNA, 2135 nt
Organism: Oryzias melastigma (Indian medaka)
Lineage: Eukaryota; Metazoa; Chordata; Actinopteri; Beloniformes; Adrianichthyidae
Gene: rnf122
Product: ring finger protein 122
Exons: 6
Coding region: 385-852 (155 amino acids)
Source: RefSeq, a predicted model, not a curated record
UCUGCGGGGGCGGGGGAAGAGAAAUCGAGCCCUGUGCUCCAGUUUUCCAGCCGUCCACUGAUGCCAGCGCCGCCGCCUCUAGUGGGUCAGUGUCAUGUCAUCUAUUAAUAAAGUGGGAGACGCAGGACGAAGAAACCAGGGAAUCCGCAUCCGCGAGUCCGCCGCGCGGACGAUCCCGCGCGCACGGAACGCCAAACAACAGAGCCGCAACUUCCGAUAGACGCGGACGCCCUUCAUCCACGCGUUCAUCCGCCUCCUCCGGGCUGCUUUUGUCUCCUUCACCCCGCUCGGCUCCGGAGCUCUGCCUCCGCUCGUUUGCGGUCAGCCAUCGGCGCUUGUUGGUAAACACGGAUCCCGGCGGCGAGGACUCCCUCUGGCGCAUUGAUGCACCCGUUUCAGUGGUGUAACGGGUGCUUCUGUGGUUUGGGACUGGUUUACUCCAACAAGUCGUGCACCAUGCCGCCCAUCACCUUCCAGGACCUGCCGCUCAACAUCUACAUGGUCAUAUUUGGAACAGGCAUCUUUGUCUUCAUCCUGAGCCUGAUCUUCUGCUGCUAUUUCAUCAGCAAACUACGACACCAGGCUCAAAGUGAACGCUUUGGGUACAGAGAGGUCAUUUUAAAAGGAGACCCCAAAAAGUUAAGUCUUCAUGGGCAAACGUGCGCCGUCUGUCUGGAGGACUUUAAAGUGAAAGACGAGCUGGGAGUGUUACCAUGCCAACAUGCUUUUCACAGGAAGUGCCUGGUCAAAUGGUUGGAGGUGCGCUGCGUCUGCCCCAUGUGCAACAAACCAAUAGCUGGGCCUCCAGAGCAGCAUCACAGCAUAGGGACUCUACUAGAUGAACUGGUGUGAUCCUUGAGCCGGCGUGGGCGGAAGACCAGCGGUCGGCCACACCCACCGGUGUGACCGACAGGAGAAGGGAACACCUCUUUGCCGUUAAAAAGCACCAACAUUAUGAUCACAAUUUGGGGUAACCUAGUUACCACCCGGAGAAAGACUCUUAAGAGAUGCAGUUGCCUAGCAACAACCUCUGUGAACGCAACACAACACCUUCAAAUGUCUGAGAGAUUAUCUUCAGCCGCCCACUCGUUACUCCACCACUCUUCUUUCAAGUUCCCCCGUUAUUUCCCCCCUCUGCUGCUACCGUCAGUGAGGUUAACAGCACCGCCGGGGGGAGAGGCCGAUUUUUCAAUGAGACGGAUGAAAGCCGUCGGCGAGAGGCGCCGUGGGUCGUGCAUGUCACGGUUGGCACAGGCAUGAAAUGAUGCCCAUAUCAGCUGAAGCACCAGCAGACAAACCCUUCAGAUGAGGGGAUUGGGACACAUUUAGCCUCCUUUGCUCCGAGUUCCUGUGAGAGGCACAAGAUUGUUUUUCAGACUUUGUAAAGUAAAUGUAGAAAGCAGAGUAAGUAACACUGCAGUGUGAACAGGUUUGACCUAAAACAUUUUUAAAACAAAUGUAGAUUUUUGACAUUUUUAUCAUGUCUUAUUUCCGUAGCUAGACCUCUUUCCUUAUGUAGCAAACGUCUUUAUUGAGUCAAACCAACUAAUUUCUUCUCAUUUUAUGUGAAUUCAUGUUAUCUAUUUUUGCCCAAACAUGCUAUUGUCUUAAUCGAAACAUAAUUUAUUUGUUUGUUUGUUGUUUUUUCUAAAUGUUGCACUUUGAAAUAGCAAAAAAAGAAAGGAAAAAACCAACCAAUUUUGUCAUUUUUUAUUGGUAGACCACAGAGCAGCAGAUCAUCUGUUUUCAAUUCAGCGGAGUGAAGCAGCUGGGAGAUAAAGACAGCCCCCGUGCAGCCCUCUGCAGGCCUUGAAGGCUUCGUUUUUGGAAGCGGAGCAGCAUUUUUGUGGCAUUAUUGCAUGUGAUUCCCUUUUCCUUUCCUCAGUCUUAGGGUGGAUUUUUCUCAAAGCAAAACACUGCCUAAAUUGAGCACAAAACUCACAGAGCACAUUGUGAAGACAGACGGAACACUGUACAAAAAAAACAUGUUCAUGAGCCACGAAAAAGGUAAAUUUUGUCGCAUUUUCUGCACAACGAGAGAGAGAAGUGUUACUGACCACAUUCCACGUUUUGUAAGCCAACAGAUGUACAUAACUUGAAAUGGUAAUAAAGUUGUCUGUUUGCUCAGCAUCUCA